Sinocyclocheilus grahami is the source of this 1231-nucleotide messenger RNA. Its product is annotated as T-box transcription factor TBX5-like. Gene Ontology annotation, molecular function: RNA polymerase II cis-regulatory region sequence-specific DNA binding; DNA-binding transcription factor activity, RNA polymerase II-specific. NCBI's taxonomy places the organism in Eukaryota, Metazoa, Chordata, Actinopteri, Cypriniformes, Cyprinidae. Gene Ontology annotation, cellular component: chromatin; nucleus. Bases 308 to 1231 code for a protein of 307 amino acids. The transcript has 9 exons. Gene Ontology annotation, biological process: pattern specification process; positive regulation of DNA-templated transcription; cardiac left ventricle formation. The record is from RefSeq and is a predicted model, not a curated record.
UGAAAAAGCUGUGACGACAGAAAGCAUCACUUAAUGGGGGACAGAGAAUGGAUGGAGAAAAGAGAGACCCGGCAGAAGAAGGGACAGAGCUCGGCGAAGGGUUUGAGGAGAGAGGAAAUCACCAUUAAAACGCCCUAAACUCUUUUUGUAGAUAUUUGUAUUUGUAUUCAGGGAGCUUAAAAUGAUAGGCCUCUUGGAGAAAUAAGUCAGUGGGGACGAAUUUAAAAUUGCGUCUUUUUUGGAAUUAAGUCAGCAACGGAAAGCUCAUUAAACAAUGAGUUCACCGUAGUUAAACUCAAACGGGGAUAUGGCGAAUUUAGAGUUCGGAUCUCAGCAGUCGUGUUCCGGCGGCGAUUCCCCCGCGAUGGGAUUCGAGAAGGAGAAAGAUUCCGGUCAUCACGGUCCGUGCGAACCCGGCUCUCCGCCGCUGCAAACUCCGCUCUCCCAGCAGGGUAUGGAGGCAAUCAAAGUUUAUUUGCACGAGAGAGAUCUGUGGGCGAAAUUUCAUGAUGUCAAUACAGAGAUGAUCAUCACUAAAGCUGGCCGACGAAUGUUUCCCAGCUACAAGGUGAAGGUAACAGGCUUAAACCCCAAAGCAAAAUAUAUCUUACUGAUGGACAUUAUUUCAGCUGACGAGCAUCGGUACAAGUUUACAGAUAACAAAUGGUCCAUCAGUGGUAAAGCUGAGCCGGCGAUUCCAGGCCGACUGUAUGUGCACCCAGACUCACCGGCUUCAGGAGCUCACUGGAUGAGACAGCUCGUCUCUUUCCAGAAGCUCAAACUCACCAACAACCACCUGGAUCCUUUCGGACAUAUCAUUUUAAAUUCCAUGCAUAAAUACCAGCCUCGCCUGCACAUUGUGAAGGCAGACGAGAGGAACAGCUUUGGCUCCAGCAACACAAGUUUCUGCACACACUCAUUUCCUGAGACGACCUUCAUCGCUGUAACAUCCUACCAGAACCACACAAUCACUCAGCUGAAAAUUGAGAAUAAUCCAUUUGCUAAAGGUUUCCGUGGAAACGACGAUAUCGAAUUGCAUCGCAUGUCCCGUACACCAAGUAAGGAGUAUCCACUUGUACCACGUAGUACUGCAAGGCAGCGUGCAGCUCCACCCUCGCCUGACUCCUGUCUCUCUCGGUCAGAAUACACUGUGACACAAAAGCCCAGUCCUGGCUACACCUGCUCCGACAUUUCAGCUUUUCAUGAGGUAAUGCGUUCCAAACCUGGUUGA